Molecule: messenger RNA, 1963 nt
Organism: Nicotiana tabacum (common tobacco)
Lineage: Eukaryota; Viridiplantae; Streptophyta; Magnoliopsida; Solanales; Solanaceae
Source: RefSeq, a predicted model, not a curated record
AAAAACGAAUUUGAAAAUUUAACAAAAGGCGCCAUAAUUUCCUAUCUAGAUCCGAAAAUGGCAAGAAACCGGACCAUUGUUUUUCUUCAAGCAGCUGCUGUUUUCACACUUCCAAAAAUCAGUUCUAAAGUUGCUCGUUCUCUUAUUUCUUUGAUAAUAGGCAGAUGUCUAAGCAGGUCUUGGAUUCUGUAGACUCACGGUCGAAUCCUUCUGAGCCUCCAAAUAUUGGAAUUUGGUUCUCAAGUUAUACAUAUGAAUCGCCUGUUUUGAGUGGCAUUGAUGAGAAUGUAGCUUCACAAGGAGAUAUCCAAAGUCCAAUUAAGGUUUGGAGAGCUUCAGAUAAUAUCCCAUUUUCUUCCGUGCUAUCAGAGCCUUUAGAUACCAAGGACUGUUUCUCAAGUUUUGUGCCUGAAACUCCUGGAUUGGCUGAUAGUGAUGAUUUUAGAGUCCCUGAAUCAAUUGACAUCAGUUUCAAAGAGGAUACUAGCACCAAAGGAUGCAAAGAAGACAGCAUCAGCAAGGAGGAAGAUAAUUCUGCUGAAAAUCGAACAAAUGGGAAAUAUGUUAGUUUGUCUUCUGGUGUUGAUGUGGCUUCGAAGGGCCUUGUUCAGUGUACAAACUAUGUUGCAGAUAACAAAAGGGAUGUGGACUCUUCAAAUGACAUGUCACUUGCUUCAGAGCCUCCAGACAUCGGGAACUGGUUCUCUAGCUAUGUUUAUGAAUCUCCAAAAGUGGAUACUAUUCAAGAAUUCAUACUUCCAGAUCAUGAGAAAGAAUUUGAUGACAAAGUGUAUAUGAAUGGGGAUAAUGGCUGUGGGGAACCUCAGAACUUAAGGAAUUCAUUAGGAAGUGGUUUUAUCCAUGAUGACAAGUAUGAGCAUCUACCUGUCUCAAAGAAUCAGGACGCUGAUGGGACAAACAACACAAGAGUAACCAAAGAAAUGUCUCGCGAAAGAAUUUCUCAACAGACUCUAUGUCACAAGAAAACGCAGAAUAGCAAAUGUGGUUCACCAAGAUACAUUGACAUGGUAAUCAAAGACAGUAAAACAGCUGGAGAACAUUUGGAGACCAUCUCCCCUCAAGAAGCUAACUGCAAAGUGUCCUGUAUCAUUAAUCAUUCAAGCUGUGAAGGUGAAAAAUUAUAUAAACAUCCAAUUCACAGGACGGAUUCUGAAGAGAAUAGCCCGAAAUCUGAAGAUUGUGUUGAACCUGCUUACAAUGUGCAGCCUAAAAAUAGUCCUGUGGCGAGGGUGUUAAGUCAGAAGUUAUCCAAAAGGGAAGCUGGGGAAAUCACGGACAAAGAAAAUAAUAUAAAUGGCUUAGGAGAGAAUGGUUUUAGAUCAACCAGAAAGAACAGAAAUAGCCAAUUGCACAAUGGAAGUCCUUUGCCAAGGCCUUCUGCAGUUCAGUCUCCUUCUCUAAGUGGGAUCACUGUUGCAUCAAACUGCCACAAGCAUGUUUUGACAAGAAAGGUUCUCACAGAAACAACCAACUUGCAUCCUAGUGCUUUGGAAACAACAGGAAAAUGGCGUUGCCCCCAGAGGACUAAGCCAGAUCUUGGUCCUCCUUUAAAGCAGCUUCGAUUGGAACAGUGGGUUCGUCGAGCUUAAGUCUAGUAUCUACUUAUGAAGAGAAAUAUGGUUAUCAAGAAUGGCAGACUUCAAAAAUGUUUUUGCAUGUUAGCUAGCGAAAGAUGUGAGUGCAAGACUUGGCCCAAUGAUAGAGUUGGUCUUUCGGGGGGUUUGAAAUGUGGAAACAGUUUCUUUGCAGAAGUCUAAGGGCAAAGUUGCAUACAAUGUACACUCUCCCCUUACCCCUAAGGCCUAAACUAGGCAGGUAACACUUGCACAUAGUAAGGGCCGUAAGGCCUUAGUUAAAAUGUAAAAUUCAAGAGUUCACAUAAGGUCUCUGGACUAAUGUUUUGGCAUUUCUGGAUCUAUAAGAAGCAAUGAGAUAAAUUAUC